UGUAGUUCGUAUUCCAUGUCAAAAUAGAAAAAAUACAUUCAGUCAUGAGUGACAACGUGGUUAACGAAUUAGAAAAAAUGGAUUUAAACGAUCAAAAGGCAUGAAUUUUCUAAUUUAUAUUUGGAAUAAAGUGUAGAAGUUAAAAUGCGACUGUUAUUGAGAGCAGUUUCUAACAUAAAAAGACUUGAAACCUUUGCAUUUACCUCGCGAACAAACUACUUUACUACACUGGCGGCUAAAAAGAAGAAGGAAAAACAAAAGAAUGCAGGGGGUGACGGUGCCGGUAAAGAGACAAAACCGCUGCCAAGUUACAUAGCCGACCGGCAAGUUCUGUGGGAUAAGCUCAAGAAGCAAUACGACGAUGAAGUCGCUGCCAAAACCAGAGACCCAAUCACAAUAACAUUGCCCGAUGGCAAAACCGUUGACGGUAAGUCAUGGGACACUACACCGUACAGUGUGGCGGCUGGCAUCAGUCAAGGAUUGGCCGAUGCAACAGUUAUUGCAAAAGUGAAUGGUGUUUUGUGGGAUUUGGAUCGACCGUUAGAAGGGAAUUGUAGUCUGCAGCUGAUUAAAUUUGAUGAUCCAGAGGGGAAAGCAGUAUUUUGGCAUAGUUCGGCCCAUGCAUUGGGAGAGGCGAUGGAACGAAUUUAUGGAGGACAUUUGUGCUAUGGUCCACCGAUUGAAAAUGGCUUCUAUUAUGAUAUGUUCGUGGAAGGUGAUGGGAUCACUAGCAACGAAUAUGGAGCGAUGGAAAAUUCAAUCAAGCAAAUAACCAAGGAAAAGCAACCAUUCGAACGUUUGGAAAUGACCAAAGCCGAUUUGCUUGAAAUGUUCGGUUACAAUGAGUUCAAGGUCCGAAUUUUGAAUGAGAAAAUUACCGAAGAGAAGACCACCGUUUACCGUUGCGGAACGUUGAUCGAUUUAUGUCGUGGACCGCAUGUCCGACACACCGGCAAGAUAAAGGCUCUGAAAGUCACCAAGAAUUCGUCGUCCUAUUGGGAAGGUAAAGCUGAUGCCGAAACACUACAGCGUGUGUACGGCAUAUCAUUCCCCGACGCCAAGCAACUGAAAGAAUGGGAAAAGUUCCAGGAAGAAGCGGCCAAGCGAGAUCAUCGUAAAAUCGGUCGCGAACAGGAAUUGUUCUUUUUCCAUGAAUUGUCGCCGGGUUCGUGCUUUUUCCAACCGAGAGGCGCCCACAUCUACAACACAUUGAUGAAUCUGAUGAAAUCCGAGUACCGAAAGCGCGGUUUCCAGGAAGUCAUGACACCGAACAUUUACAAUGCAAAAUUGUGGCAGACAUCCGGUCAUUGGGACUACUAUGCUGAAAACAUGUUUUCGUUUGAAUCGGAGAAGGAAACCUUUGCUUUGAAGCCGAUGAAUUGUCCGGGUCAUUGCUUGAUAUUCGAUAAUCGAAUUCGUUCUUGGCGCGAGCUACCACUCCGUUUGGCUGAUUUCGGUGUCCUUCACCGAAACGAACUCUCGGGUGCUUUGACUGGUCUGACACGAGUUCGUCGUUUCCAGCAAGACGAUGCGCACAUUUUCUGCACUCCCGAGCAAAUCAAGGUCGAAAUCGAUGGAUGCCUUGAUUUCCUGAAUCAAAUUUUCUCCACAUUCGGAUUCACAUUUAACUUGUGCUUGUCCACCCGUCCCGAUAAAUUCAUCGGUGAUGUCGAGCAAUGGGAUGCGGCGGAAAAAUCGCUGGAAGAAUCACUCAACAAGUUCGGUAAACCAUGGACGAUUAAUGCUGGUGAUGGUGCUUUCUACGGUCCAAAAAUCGACAUCACGGUUUCGGAUGCACUGAAGCGUGCCCAUCAAUGCGCCACCGUUCAACUCGAUUUUCAAUUGCCCAUCCGAUUCAAUUUGUCAUAUGUGGCCGAAAGUGGUGAAAAGAAACGUCCCGUCAUGAUUCAUCGGGCCAUCCUCGGCUCCGUCGAACGACAAAUCGCCAUUUUAACUGAGAAUUAUGCUGGCAAAUGGCCAUUCUGGUUGUCACCGCGCCAAGUGAUGGUCGUUCCCGUCGGACCCAUGUUCGACGAUUAUGCUGACGCCGUACGUCAGAAAUUGCACUUAGCUGGUUUCAUGGCCGAGGCCGAUCUGGACGACGGCGACACAAUGAAUAAGAAAAUUCGUAAUGCUCAACUGGCCCAGUUCAAUUUCAUUUUGGUGGUCGGUGAGAAGGAGAAAACCGGAAACACUGUCAACGUUCGCACUAGGGACAAUAAAGUCCAUGGAGAGGUGAGCGUUGACGAUUUGAUUCUCAAGUUUAAUAAAUUCAGAGACGAGCACGUCAUCGGUGAAGAUAAUUUCUAAUCCAUCUCGUCACGUAUUGCCGCUCGGAUGCGUUCCGUCUAUUUAAAUCACCAUUUCUAUUGAUAAAAAUUCUGUGGUCGAAGCUAAGUUUAGUCUAGAUUCAAUAAUUGUUCACUGAAUUAAACAUCGGCUUGCAAAAGUUAAUC
This is a messenger RNA of Bradysia coprophila, 2456 nucleotides long. It is a transcript of the gene ThrRS, whose product is annotated as threonine--tRNA ligase. Gene Ontology annotation, biological process: threonyl-tRNA aminoacylation. The record is from RefSeq and is a predicted model, not a curated record. Gene Ontology annotation, cellular component: mitochondrion; cytoplasm. Gene Ontology annotation, molecular function: threonine-tRNA ligase activity; ATP binding. NCBI's taxonomy places the organism in Eukaryota, Metazoa, Arthropoda, Insecta, Diptera, Sciaridae.